Molecule: messenger RNA, 1299 nt
Organism: Plasmodium knowlesi strain H
Lineage: Eukaryota; Apicomplexa; Aconoidasida; Haemosporida; Plasmodiidae
Product: conserved Plasmodium protein, unknown function
Exons: 1
Coding region: 1-1299 (432 amino acids)
Source: RefSeq, a predicted model, not a curated record
AUGAACGUGGACAAGCUGGUGGCCGACCUGCGCGAAAUAGAAGAGGACUACGAAGGGGAAAGCGAAGGGGGAGAGGACCCUUUGAUGGUGACGCAGAAGGUGGCCUUCCCCACUGGAAGCGUGAACAGAAAACUAUUCGAUGAAAAAAUGAAUCAGCACUAUACCAUUUUUAACACCAAAAAUGAGUUCCGAAAAACAGAAAUUAAUGUAGAGAAAACGCAAAUUGAUGUAGUUAACCAUUAUAUAUUUUUGCUUAAAUUGUUAAGAAGGAGAAAAGACGAAGAUAUUAUACGACAAAUAGGAAAAUGUAUUGAAGUCACCUUUGAGACGGACAACGAUGAGAUGGAAAAACUGUCCGAGGAAAAAUCAUUCUACGUGUACAAACAAUAUUUACUGAAAAAUAAAUAUUUUAUUUUUAAAAUCUUGAGAAGUAUGAAGAAUAGAAAUUUCUACCCGGAUGUAAAACAAAUUAUUAAAGACAUCACUAGAGAUGUUUUUUCAUUCAAUAGGGAGAUACAUAAUGGCAGUCUGGGCUUUAAGUCAAUUCUAUCAAAUCUUUUCAAGUUGUUAGGGAAAUAUAUCCAAUGUGAUUUUAGGAAAACACUGUUGGCAUUCUUUCUUCUAAGUCUUAUGAGUCGAACUAAUAACACUGUCGACAUUUUGUACACACUAGAAUAUUAUUUUAAAAACAAAAACUUCUCCAUUAUUGUUCCAAAUAGCUCCUUUAUCUCUCCUUGUGAGCUAAGCAUUUGUAAUAACAUAAUCCUUUUGCGUAGCCAUGUAAAAUACUUCAUCAAGAUUACAGAGGAGUCGUCGUCCCUGCUACGGUACAACUGCUACAACAUUAUCUACAUUGAUGAAAAUCUAAUAAGUGACAAUUUUUAUUUGCACAUUUAUAAAACGCUGCUCAAGGAUUGCAAGCACCACUACCUUUUUUCGGACAACGAAAUAUUCGGCCAGAUAAAUUUCUUUGACGUUAAGUCUAACUAUGCCAAGUUGAAGUCCAAAGCGGUGCCUCAAGCAGGGGAUUCCUUUCGACAAGUAUCAAUUGGCCACGACUCGACAAUCUACCCUAGUGGCGGGAAAACCGAAAGCAUCGAACAGCAGGAAAAUGAUUUCACAACUCCCCUGGACGAUAUAGAAGUUUCUUCCAGCUCCACCUAUAACUGCAGCGAUAACGAAAUUGACAUAAACAACAUAAAUGAGAAGAAUCGACUGUACCGGGAUACAUGUGACAAUAUGGGAAGACGAAGAAGGAACUUCUUUUACCAGUAUUUGAUUAUCGAGUUGAAUUCGUGA